Malaya genurostris is the source of this 2829-nucleotide messenger RNA. RefSeq names its product ion transport peptide-like (gene ITP). Gene Ontology annotation, molecular function: neuropeptide hormone activity. The record is from RefSeq and is a predicted model, not a curated record. Gene Ontology annotation, biological process: circadian rhythm. The coding region runs from base 209 to 550 and encodes 113 amino acids. Gene Ontology annotation, cellular component: extracellular region. The transcript has 4 exons. Lineage: Eukaryota; Metazoa; Arthropoda; Insecta; Diptera; Culicidae.
AUGCUUACUGAUAAAAACACAAGAGCGAAUUAAAAGUUUGAUUGGAAGUUUGUGUUAGAUAUUGGAUUGAAAUUUGGCGAACAGCAGGGACAUUUCAGAAUUUCUAUCUUCUGAGAGCCACUGACGGGGACGGCUCAGAUAUUUGUGACAACAAACAGCUGAAAACCAACGUUUCGAGGAUUAAUCUUGUGCAAUUGUGUUUAUCAAGAUGUGUUCCCGUAACUUAGCUCUGGCGUGGUCACUGAUAAUCGCACUGGUGCCACUGGCAGUCGUAGCGUUACCUCAUCACAGUGUUGCCAAGCGAAGCUCGUUUUUCGAUUUAGAAUGUAAAGGACAAUUCAACAAAGCGAUUUUCUACCGGCUGGACCGGAUAUGCGAAGACUGCUACUCUUUGUUCCGGGAGCCCCAGAUAUUGUCUUUCUGCAAACAACAGUGCUUCACGACAGACUACUUCCGUGGUUGCAUAGAUGCUCUUCAGCUGACGGAUGAAAUCGAAACGUUGAAACCGUAUAUCAAGGUGCUAAACGGUGCCGAUCCGAACGGGUUAUAAGUGCUUCACAAAAGAGCCGUUAGGAAAAAAAAAACAACGAAGUGAUCUAUCCUCCCCACGAUCCCACUAUCACGUGACUGAGCAGGAGGAAUGUACUAAACUUGCGCGCAAAAGUGCUUAACAACAACCAGUAUCAACAGCAAAAUCGUCGUUGCUAGAACAGUAACAUAAUUUUGUAACGCUAGUGCCAACAACAUAGGAUACAACGACGAAGUAUCAUCAUCAACACGACCCCAACCCGACACCGAGAAACAAACCAGUGGUCGAUUAUUGUGCAAUUUUUUGUUUUGUUCUCAAAGUAUUAGUUAAUUCCAUAAUCCGGCGCUGGAACGUUCACUGCGAAGCAACAGGCAGACAUCCGACACCUAAGGAGUUAAAGCAGAGUACAAUUCUAACGCUUAUGAUUUUCCUUAUCGUUUCAUUUCAUUUUAUCGGAGAGGACUGCUUUGGAACAGAAUAUUUCCUGGCUUGCGUAGAAGCGUUAUUUUUGGACGAGGAAGAAGAAAAGUUUAUGAAGUGGCGUGAAAUGUUGGGGAAAAAAUAAUUUUGCCAUGUUGAUUCUCAUCCGUAACUGUAUUUUAUUAUAUUUAUAAAAGAACAAAUCCUGAUAUUUUAUAAUUUAGGCAGUGCGUAGGCAGCUUGUUUAAUAAGUUUUUCAUAAUUGGUUAGACCUUCUUCAGAAAAAUAGUAUAAAUCAAUGACUGAAGAGGAAGAAGAAAGAGUAAGCCAUCGUGUACAUAAUUAAUUGAUAAAGAAAUAUUUAUUUAUAUCUAUUAAUGUUUAAAACUGACUUACAAAGUUGGCAAGAUGAGCCGUUUUAGCAAUGUUAUGGAGUGCGUUUUUAUGCAUUGUAAUUAAAAAUAAUAUUGAGUGAUUGAAGUCAUAUGUCUGAGAAAAAUUAAAAGAAAUGUUUACCAGUUUGAAUUGUUUGUAAACGGGGGAAGGUAACGCUUCUACUAGUGAGUCUAUCACUGAAAACGGCUGUUGUUACUUUCCCCUGACCGAAAUUAAGUAGUAGGAUAUGCUAGAUUUUUUUUUAACAUUCUAAAGCAUUAUUCAUUUGGUCAGACGACUCAUCUAUCCAAUGAUACAAAAAUAAAACAGAAAUAUAGUUUACGUUAAUGUAUUUAUAUUUUCAAAAAAUAUACUUCUAGUCCAGAAAGCACACAUUUACGUUUAGUUAUUUAUGAUGAAGGAAAAACAGUGAAGUAACAAGUUCUAUCAACGGUAGAUAAGGUGUAUUUUGCAAUAUUCCUACUUUGUGUUAAGCUUUAGUUUGCAAUUAAUAAAAGUAGUUUCAUUUGUGCCCCCUUAGUUUCUCGGUUCUACAUCGGGUUCAAAUAUUACUGAUCCAGAGCUUUCGCAAACUGUUUCCAUUGCACAGCAGCGAACUCCACUCAUUAAUAUGAUUGAUCUUAGAACAAUAAAGUGUUGAAAAUUCAAAAAUCAAUAACAAAAACUGAGCUGUUUUUGCGUUGAUUAUGUAUGCUACAGUUUAUAUAUUAUUAACAUUCCUUGUUGGGCAGUAUUUUCUCUCGAAAAUAGAAAAACCAUCAAAAAGUUAGAAAAUUUCUUUCUCACACCUGAGCCAAGCUUGGGUUAUAGAACCGGAAAGCGGCAAUAACAUAUAAAUAUAGAGCUUUGAUUCAUCGUGUGGUAAAGUGGCUUUCUUUUCGAUGCUACUAACUAUGGCAGGGUUCGGCAAGAGCGAAGCUCAAGUACUCAUCAAGAAUAACUAUAACAGAGUGCGAUCUAGGACUUCCUUAUUUCGCUAAACGAACAUUUUUAACCAAAAUCAUUAUCAUUGUUAUCAGGUAUGAUUUGUGUAAAAAAUCAAUAAAAGUAAGCAAUUGUAUCAGUAUAGCCUAAGUUCCUUUUGAGUAUUCUGGUAAAAACCAUUUUAGAUUGUGCUUCAUUGUAAAUGUACUUGCAGAAUAAUGGAACAGCAAAAACAUCGAAACGAUUUACAGGAUAAUAGACACGAUCUGGAUUUGAUGCCGAAAAUCAGUUGAUAGUUGAUAGGUGAACUGUUAGACAUAACUUCAUAAAUUGCCAUGUUUUGUAAAAAUAAUAAUUUUAUGUACAUUAUCAAGAACCAUCUUCCCUGGACAGAUUAUAAGUUACGUCAUUUUUAAACUACGUUACUGGGAGGAUCACUGUUCAAGCUAACUAAAUACAAAAUCAUUUUUGUAUAAAACAAUGAAAGCAAACUGAUAUUAUGCAUAUGUUUUUAACGAAAAUACGGGGAAAUAAUAAAAUAUCAAUCAGCUUAAGAAGUA